UUUGUAAUAUGCAUCACUCUUCUGAACUGUUUUGUAGUUAACGUGUCUGUAAAACGAGAAGACUUUUCUUAUGAAUUUUGGAGCAAUUUGUUCAGAUGGCUGAAUCUACCCCAAAAUAUUCGUCAGUUCAUCAAACAGAACGUAGUGCAAACGCUAGGAACGGAGCCAUUCCGACCAUCGAUCGCAGCCCAGUGUGUUGCUGCAAUCGCGUGUGCUGAAAUACCAUCUCAGCAAUGGCCAGAAGUGAUUUCUUUGUUGAAACACAACGUAACGACGGCGUCGAGUAAUGAAAUGCUUAAAGAGUCGUGUUUAGAGGCGUUGGGUUAUAUAUGUCAAGAUAUAAACGCAUCAACACUAGAAGGAAAGGCAAAUGAGAUAUUGACGGCAAUCGUGCACGGCAUCAGGAAGGAAGAACCGAAUCAUGUGCGUUUGGCUGCUGCCAAUGCGAUGUUGAACUCGUUAGAAUUCACGAAAAAGAACUUCAUUAAUGAGGAUGAACGAAACGUGAUAAUGCAAAUGGUUUGUGAGGCAACACAGUGCCAAGAGACACCAGUGAAGGUUGUUGCGAUGCAGUGUCUUGUCAGAAUUAUGUCACUUUAUUACAUCUACAUGGAGCAGUACAUGUACGCUCUCUUUCCGAUAACAGUGAAUGCGAUGAAGAUGCAAAUCGAUGAUGUUGCACUGCAAGGCAUCGAGUUUUGGUCGAAUGUUUGCGAGGAAGAGAUCGCGUUGUCCGUGGAGGCCGAGGAGGCACAGGAACGUGGAACGACACCUGAACACGUCUCGAGACAUUAUGCCAAAGCAUUACCGCACCUGAUCUCGAUCCUCACCGAGACGUUAGCGAAACAAGAAGAAACAGAUGACGAUGACGAUUGGAAUCCAGCAAAGGCGUCGGGGGUUUGUAUAAUGCUGUUGGCGCAGUGCACUGGGGAUUCGAUUGUGGCCCAUAUUCUGCCUUUCAUUCAACAGCACUUCAAAAACACUAAUUGGAGAUAUCGUGAAGCAGCGAUAAUGGCAUUUGGUUCGAUACUGGAUGGUCCGAAUCAGAAAAUAUUAACCGAACUGGUCGAGCAGGCCAUUGGAAGUCUUAUUGAGGCAUUGGGUGAUAGUCAGUUACAAGUUCGAGACACGGCCGCCUGGUGUAUCGGUCGAGUGUGUGAUUCGUGUGAAGAGGUAGUGAUACGUCGCGAGAUAUUGACGCCGAUGUUACCAGCCCUUUCGAAUGCACUGCAGCAAGAGCCACGGGUUGCAUCCAACGUUUGCUGGGCGAUCUCAAGUUUGGCGAAGGCAGCGUACGAUAUGGCGUGUCAACUGGGUACAGAUUAUAGUGGACAGCCGGAGACGUACAUUCUGUCGUCGUGUUUCGAGGCGAUGAUUAGUGAGUUGAUCAAAGCGACGGAUCGG
Anisakis simplex (herring worm) is the source of this 1404-nucleotide messenger RNA. NCBI's taxonomy places the organism in Eukaryota, Metazoa, Nematoda, Chromadorea, Rhabditida, Anisakidae. The record is from the annotation of a GenBank genome assembly.